AUGUCGACAAAAAUGCGUCGAUAUGAUUUUAUAAAAGUGCUUGGCGAAGGACAGUAUGCUGUUGUCUAUAAAGCAAAAGAUACAAGAACAAAUGAUGACGUUGCAGUAAAAAAGAUUAAAAUUGGUAGUAGACAAGAAGCAUCUGAUGGAAUCAAUUUAACAGCUUUACGAGAAAUUAAAUUUCUUCAAGAAGUUAAACAUCCAAAUGUUAUUGAAUUGCUUGACUCAUUCGGGGAAUAUGGUUCAAAUAGUCCAAGUAUUUGUUUAGUAUUUGAAUUUAUGAGUACAGAUCUUGAAAACAUUAUUAACAACAGAAGUAUUUUAUUAACAACAACACAUACUAAAUCAUAUAUGAUCAUGUUAUUACUUGGUCUUGAAUAUCUUCAUAAUAAUUGGAUACUACAUCGGGAUUUGAAACCUAACAAUUUACUAAUUGAUAAACAUGGCGUUUUAAAAAUAGCUGAUUUUGGUUUAGCUAAAUUCUUUGGUUCACCAUCAAGAUUAAUGUCUCAUGAAGUUGUUACUAGAUGGUAUCGAUCACCUGAAUUACUUUUUGGCGCAAAAAAAUAUGGCACUGCUGUAGAUAUGUGGGCAGCUGGUUUAAUUAUGGCCGAAUUACUUCUUCGAACGCCAUUAUUACCUGGUGAAUCGGAUCUUGGUCAAUUAUUGAAAAUAUUUGAAGUAUUUGGAACACCGACAGAUAGUAAUUGGCCAGAUGUGAGAGCAUUCUCAAACUAUAUCGAAUACAAAUCAAUAGAGCCUAAACCACUGCGAACAAUAUUUACAACUUCAAAGCCAGAUGAACUCGAUGUGUUAGACCGGAUUAUGCAACUUGAUCCAAAACGACGACCAAAUGCAAGCGAUACUCUUCAAAUGGAAUAUUUUAGUAAUCCGCCAGCACCAUGUCCAAGUGAACGGUUACCUAAACCACAAGGAAUUAUUCAACAAAGUGAUCCUCUCAAACGUAAAUUAGGCAAUGAAGAUAAAGUUACUUUAAAAAAAGAACGGCCAUAG
This is a messenger RNA of Rotaria socialis, 1014 nucleotides long. The record is from the annotation of a GenBank genome assembly. Lineage: Eukaryota; Metazoa; Rotifera; Eurotatoria; Philodinida; Philodinidae.